AUGACUCCGCUAACUACUAUCUCGCUCUUUUUUUACGUCGGAUUCGUCGUCUCUGAAAACCCUCCAAAUGAAAAUGAACCGUGGUCUCCGAAUUACAAAAAAAUGGCGUUUGACACUUCCAUUUACUCUCUACUCCGAUUGUCCCCUAUUCCCAUAAAUGCACUUUGGACAAGAAUUUUACCUCUUGCUGAAACUGCCGAGCCUACAUUUCCCAAUUAUGACCUUAUGGAAGA
Funneliformis geosporum is the source of this 233-nucleotide messenger RNA. NCBI's taxonomy places the organism in Eukaryota, Fungi, Glomeromycota, Glomeromycetes, Glomerales, Glomeraceae. The record is from the annotation of a GenBank genome assembly.